AUGUACGACUUUGUGCACUUGGAUGAAAAGUGGUUUUACUUAAGCAAGAAAUCACAAAGAUCCUACCUAGCAAAGGGGGAAAAAGACAAGUAUAGAUCAGCAAGUUCAAGCAAAUUUAUUCCAAAAGUCAUGUUCACGGGGAUUGUUGCAAGGCCAAGAUUUAAUGAACAAGCUGAUUGCACAUUUGAUGGGAAAAUUGGAAUCUUCACAUUCACUUACCAAGCAGAAGCAAAGAGAAGUUCGAAGAACAUAUUAAAGGGGACAAUGGAGACAAAAAUAGUUGAAUUUGUCAACCAAAAGGUCACAAGGCCCAUGCUAAUCAAUGAAAUCGUACCAACAAUCAAGGCAAAAUGGCCAAGGGAUGGAAGGCACAAAAUAAUUUUCAUUCAACAAGAUAAUGCAAAGGCACACAUAAGCCAAGAGGAUCCAGAAUGUCAGCAAGUUUAUCAACAAGAAGGUUUUACUUUCAUUUUACUCAACCAACCACCAAACAGUCCCGAUUUAAACAUACUAGACCUCAGAUUUUUCAAAAGUAUACAGUCAUUCAUGCACAAAAAGAUGCCCAAAGAUGUUGACAAGAUGAUGGAAGCUGUGAAUGAAGCAUUCUAUGAACUUGAGCCUAUAACACUAAGCCAUGUGUGGACUACUCUACAAUAUGUGAUGAAUGAGAUCUUGAAGGCUAAAGGUUCAAACAACUACGAUCUACCACAUGUAAACAAGAAAAAGCUAGCUGCCGAGGGAAGAUUGGAAGAACAAGUGAGUGCUCUAAUGUGGGCAUUGAUAAAGGCAUGGCAGGCAUUGUACGGGGAAGAGGAAGAUAACACAAACAUUGCACCCACAUCUAAUGCACACACAAACAUUGCAUCAACAUCAAAUGCACAUGAUUAG
Molecule: messenger RNA, 888 nt
Organism: Spinacia oleracea (spinach)
Lineage: Eukaryota; Viridiplantae; Streptophyta; Magnoliopsida; Caryophyllales; Amaranthaceae
Exons: 1
Coding region: 1-888 (295 amino acids)
Molecular function (GO): nucleic acid binding
Source: RefSeq, a predicted model, not a curated record